Molecule: messenger RNA, 531 nt
Organism: Oppiella nova
Lineage: Eukaryota; Metazoa; Arthropoda; Arachnida; Sarcoptiformes; Oppiidae
Source: the annotation of a GenBank genome assembly
AUGACAACUGAUGACAUAUUUGUCGACAUUAGUCGGCAAUGGAUAGGCCUCAACCACCGGCCGGUCAGCCCUCCAAUGGCUCGCAUACUAGACAUAAGUCUGUACGCAUUGGCCGUAUUCUUCGUCAGCGGCUGGCUCUUCGUAUGGGUCAUGCAUCUCAUGGCCAUAUUCAACGGCAAACGGAAACUCCAUAAGAAGGUCGAAGUGAUAGGAGUGUCUGAAACACCACUCCCAGGCGUAUCUAUCAUCAAACCAUUGGUCGGAAUUGAUCCCAAUUUGUUCACUAACUUGGAGUCGUUCUUCACCAUGACUUACCCACAGUUUGAACUCCUGUUUUGUAUCCACGAUGACAAAGACGCGGCCAUAAUGUUUGUCAAAAAACUGAUCGAUAAGUAUCCCGAAGUGGACGCUAAGCUAUUCAUCGGUGGCGCCAAAGUUGGCGUCAAUCCAAAGAUUAAUAAUAUGGAGCCGGGAUAUAAGGCCGCUAAGUAUGACUUCAUACUCAUCUCUGACAGCGGUAUCAGAAGUAAG